CGGGGAGAGAAAUAUUACCGCAACAAAGUGUUAUGUCAAAACUAAAGUUGGAUUAUUUAUGUUUUUAGUUCGUCUAUUCUGUUCUGGUUGAAGCAUGUUAUUGUAAUUGAGUGUAUGUGGCAACUAUUUGGCUCAGGAUUACGGUGAUCCAGCGAUGUAAUCGCGUCCUGUUUUGCUUACCGACUGUUCCUAAUUUAUAUAACUCGGUGUUUUUGGUCACUGAUGCAGUGAGAGUAACUUUGUGAUGUCUUCGUCAUGGCUAAAGUUAUGGACCAACCUCUGUCGGAAGAAGCCAGCAGCGACAACGAGGAGAUCAAUAAGCUUUUUCCUAGGUGCAGACCACGCAAUGCUGUUUCCAACAGUGAUUUCAACCAGAACAGUGUCAACCUUAUUAACAACAACAUCAAGGACCACAGGAAGCUGUCGACUGCCAGCAGCGACAGUGCCAUGAGCAGCAGCAUUAUGGAUAAAGCCAACGACAACUAUCUUCCCCACAACAACCAGGACCACCAGGACAUCCUGGCUCGCCCCGCCUCUGAUAUGAGCGAAACGUCUUCCUGUUGUGGGGGGGACCAGCAGACGCCUUUGCCCCCUCCCCCGCCUGCCGAAAUCGCUGAAGACGAUUCGGUGAUAAGCGCCUACGAUUACUGUGAUUACGACAAUAGUGGCCUGCUGUGCAACUCGAGCAGUGGACCUCCCAAGGAAGAAGUAAGAAGCAAUUCCACGUCUUCCGUGACGUGCGAUCGACGUGAUUACGGCGAAGAGGUUGUGUACGAUCCAGAGUUGGACGUUGGGUAUCACAUGGAUCCGGGUUUCUGCUUGAGGGAUAGUCGCAUCGAAAUCGCAGGCGGCCGCGAAAUUUUCUCCAAAAGCAGGAGCAAGCCUUCCAAGAAGCGGCACAGCGAUGAAGUCUCUUACCACCGGCAGAGGGCGUCUCACGAUCACAGCCAGUCCUCGUGCAAUAACAACGUUGGCUGCACGAAAUCGCAAGACUUUAAACGGUUCAGCGCUGACGUCAUGUAUGAUGAUAAACUCCGUCGAUACAUGUAUAAUAUGUGUUCGGGUUCUGUAGAUAAAUUACACACUUGUGCUAAAUAUAGAACUGAAGCCUCAUACAUUUUGGAGGAGAAGAGUCCCGAGCAUAUGCCAAGAAUGAAUGGUCGGCUAAGUCUGAGGAAGAGUUCUUCUGUUCGCGGACUGCAAGAUUUACCUGCGGAUUGUAAACAACAUACGGGACACUUAGUAUACGAAGCGCCAGUUAGCAAUGCCGAAGUUGUUUACGAUGAUAUUGGAGAACUAAUAGACCAAACGAAAGAUAAUUGUAGUUCUAAUAGUUCUUUUACCGGCAAUGGCAGCAGUAACGGUUUGCAUGUUAAGACAAAUGUGAAUGAAACGGAUUAUUCAACGUACCCUGGUGAAAUUUUAGAAUCGCCCAACAGUGAUACUGACCAGUCUUUCCGCAUCAUGCACAAACCUCACAUUGAUACAUUAGAUGCCAGUUCUCCAAUGUCGCCUUGUGGAGGUUUAUGGAAUAUUGAUGGGUUAGGUCAAGAUCAUACUGGUAGUUUGCAUAAUCUAAGUCAAGACGAAGACAUGGACACUGAUUCCGAACCGGCGUCUCCAGUGAAACAAGGUAUUGCUCGUCUCAUUGGCAACGUUCCUAUUGCAGAGUAUGAAGGUUCUCCCCGCCGGUAUGGACCCCGACCGGGAUACCCUCAUAGAAUAUCGUCUGACGAACAAAACAGUGCCGAAAAGACCCAUCCUUCGACCUGCGAGGAAUUGCUUAAAGUCAUAGCGGGAAACGGUAAGCCUUUAAGUGCUGAGCAUAGGAAAAGCGCCUACAAAUCUUCUGAAGAACUCACGGAUUGCGGUAACCACGAAUCUGGCGGUAAAAACGGUUUGAAAGAUUAUGAUCCUAUUACUGGUGUUUGCAGUAAAAAUGAGAGCAAAGACUCUUGCACCAAAGUACUGGCUCAGGACUCCGAUUUCAGCGAGCUAGAUUACCGACUUUAUCGAGUCAAUACUGGUAGUUCCUACGUCGGCCGCCGACUCGCUCAGUCGUCGGCAGCCGAAAAUGAAGACAGCCCCAAACGCAAUGACGUUGUGAAACUAGUAAAUGGCGAUGUCCCUCACGUGUCCAAGAGUUCUCUGUUGAGCAGUGAGUGCUUGUCUCCGUCUCGUGAUCCGGAAAUUUCACUGUCCCCUAGCGACGAUGCAGGUGCAAGCACUUGUAUUUCGACUUCCACGGGCGUCGUUUACUUACCGAACGAGCAAGAGUUGAUGCUGUUGCACGAAAGCGUCCACCAGCACACUCUCCAGGUGGAGAUGGUGGAUCAGGACCUCGAAUCGAUCAGUACCUAUCCCGGUACUGAAGACCUCGGGGAAACCGAGGUCGGCGAGCAAGUGGAUCACACUCGAAACUUUACCCUCUCUCCCGAGACGACAGACUGUGAUAGCAACGACGUGGAAAGUGUCGUGUCCCUCGAGGGCAGCAUGAACUCUGGUGGCCGCCUGAUGAGCAGCAUGCCUGUUCUGGAAGACGGACUGUCCAGUGGUCACAGUAGUGACCCGGACACCAGCGAAGACGAGGGUUCGGACGGCGCGUGGUCGGAAAACCGGAAGCGCGCCUCUGACGACAUCGACAACCAUACUUUGGCCUUAAUCAACAAGCAGAUCAGCAAGAUCGAGCAGGACUUCUGUAAGCGCCCUUCCAACAGCAUUGUGCCUCCGGAGAAGAUGAACCAUCACGAAGUGGCCGAGUACCUAUGGAGGCAUUCUUGUAAUAAUCAGCAUCUUGAACUGCAAGAUGUGGACCUUAGUUACUUUGAUGCCCUUUCCCAGAAGCCAAGUGAUAGCAGCCCCCGGUUGCAAGCCGACAAUGGCCUUCCGGAGGACUGUGCCAAUGGGAAAGCCCCCGCCUCAGCGAAUGUCUCGGAAGCCAUCAAGGAGAUCAAGCACGCCAUCCAAAUGACUAAAAACGUGCAGUUGAAGAGCACGCAUUCAGGGAACAACUGCGAUGGACCUAACCAACCCGUAUGGGUGCCUAGGUUGUCUCAGUCGAACAAGUCCAAAGAUGGCUGCCACGUGGAUGGCCAUGGAGAGAGGAACGCGGAAGAUGAAGAUUGCGACACAGACCAGGAAACAGACCGCCUUCUUGGAGCUCAGAGAACGGACGACAAAGGCUUUUAUGAUGACAAGACGAGAAAUUCAUCAUCUGGAAAGAAAAAGAGUACGUCAAAAGAAGUUUUCCUUCAUGAACCAGCAGUUCUCAUCGAAGGUGUGCUUUUCCGAGCGAGAUACUUGGGAUCGACGCAGCUUGUCUGCGAAGGUCAGCCCACAAAAGCCACACGGAUGAUGCAAGCAGAAGAAGCUGUUUCCAGAAUUAAAGCUCCAGAAGGUGAAACUCAGCCAAGUACAGAAGUCGAUCUUUUUAUUUCAACAGAGAAAAUCAUGGUUCUAAAUACGGACUUGAAAGAGAUAAUGAUGGAUCAUGCCCUAAGAGCAAUAUCCUACAUCGCAGAUAUAGGGGACCUGGUAGUUCUAAUGGCCAGGAGGCGAGUCAUGAACAGCCCUGAUGACCCAACUGAACCUAAAAUUAAGCGCACACCAAAGAUGAUUUGCCAUGUGUUUGAAUCUGAAGAAGCUCAAUUUAUUGCUCAGUCUAUUGGACAAGCUUUUCAAGUCGCAUAUAUGGAAUUUUUAAAAGCCAAUGGUAUUGAAGAUAGCAGUUUUGUGAAGGAAAUGGAUUACCAAGAAGUGCUCAAUUCCCAAGAAAUUUUUGGAAAUGAACUUGAAAUGUUUGCCAAAAAAGAAAAGCAAAAAGAGGUCGUUGUUCCUAAACAAAAAGGUGAAAUUUUGGGCAUGGUUAUAGUCGAAUCUGGUUGGGGCUCCAUGCUUCCUACUGUUGUCAUAGCAAACAUGGCGCAAAGUGGACCUGCGGCUAGAUGUGGUCAACUCAAUAUUGGUGAUCAAAUCAUUGCCAUCAACGGAAUCAGCCUAGUUGGUUUGCCUUUAUCUACUUGUCAAAAUUAUAUAAAAAAUACAAAAAAUCAAACUGUUGUGAAAUUGACUGUUGUGCCAUGUGCCCCUGUGGUAGAAGUAAAAAUCAAAAGACCAGAUACAAAAUAUCAAUUAGGUUUUAGUGUACAGAAUGGUGUUAUAUGUAGCUUAUUGCGGGGCGGAAUUGCAGAAAGAGGAGGUGUUCGUGUCGGCCACAGAAUAAUAGAAAUAAAUGGACAAAGUGUUGUAGCCGUUCCUCAUGAGAAAAUAGUGAAUUUAUUAGCAACGUCUGUGGGAGAAAUCCACAUGAAAACAAUGCCAACAUCCAUGUUCCGACUACUAACGGGUCAAGAAUCUCCGCUUUAUAUCUGAGACCGGAAUCCAUGACGGAUUCGCGAUGGAAGAUGUCAAUGGUGCCUACAGUUUGUUGGCAACAGCCGCUCGAGGGCGGCAAGAAACGCCGGCUAAUUAUUCACUUCUCUAACGGCAGUGAUACAUGUAGUCAUAGAUGUGCAAACAAGCAGGGAAAAAAAAGCAGCAACAAAACGUUUCUUCAUCUCAUUUAGCCAUAUCAGGGUUCAUUGUGUGGAGUUCCAGUCAGAAUGUCGUGGGAGAGAGAGGCGUGCAUUCGUAUUCCCUGGUCGCUUAACGCUGUGUCUGUUGUAAAUGUAAGAAAACUCAUUUUCUGCACUUUUUUCUUCCAAAAUAUCAUGGCAAAAAGCUCUUCUGCCUCAUGACGACACUUCAGACUACUGCUUGCGUGUGUCUCACUUCACUAGUCACGAAACUAUUUAAGAAAUUACGUUCGGGUCUUUUCUCCCCCUUCGAUGAUCUGGUUAUAAGAAGACUGAAAGGCUCGCGGUGGCCUGUAUUUUUAUUAUGUAGCUAGCGCUCGGUGUGAAAACGUCUAUUUACGAGCUCUCUGAAAAAAAAAAAAAAAAAAGUCUCCUACGAUUCAUUUCGAAGAUUCAUCUGUAGUUUUGUUCAUUUUACUCGGAACCAUGCUGUGUAUGCUUCUGAAGAAUUACUUAGUGCCUGAAAUAAAAGAUAACACUGAAUAUUGUAA
Messenger RNA from Uloborus diversus, 5065 nucleotides. RefSeq lists its product as uncharacterized. NCBI's taxonomy places the organism in Eukaryota, Metazoa, Arthropoda, Arachnida, Araneae, Uloboridae. The coding region runs from base 256 to 4371 and encodes 1371 amino acids. The record is from RefSeq and is a predicted model, not a curated record. Gene Ontology annotation, biological process: chemical synaptic transmission. Gene Ontology annotation, cellular component: dendritic spine; plasma membrane; cytoplasm. The transcript has 15 exons. Gene Ontology annotation, molecular function: protein binding.